CAAUAAUAUAUUGAUGUUCAAAAUAUCUUAAUCAUGCUGCAGGAGCAUAAUCAAUGUUGUCAUCAGCGCCUCCUUCCAAACAUGUUGCAGGAGCAUAAUCAUAAUCACUGUUAUCGUCUCCAUCUCCGUGUUUCAUGCCCAACAAAGAAGCAACGCAGUGUAGCUCUCCAUCUAUUUUACAGUCUCUCAUUUUGAAUUUGGAUUUGUUACUUUUGGGAGACCUUUUCUGAUUCAAUUGAUAGCUGAUUGUCAAAAGCAUAUAUAACCAAUCGAUGAUUGGCGUUUAAGAUCUUUUUUUUCUGAGAAUCUUUUAACUUUGUUCAUUUUUUCUAAAUGAAGAUUAGCGAAUUUGGAUAUGUGUGUGCUGGUAUAUUGAGACCAGAAGGCAAUGUAUGGACAUAAAGUACGAAUUGGGGGGGGGAGUGGUUGCCUUACCUGUCUGAAUUUCAUGUUUACUAGAUAUGUAUGGUAAAUGAGCAAAUCAGCAGGGUACAAGUAGGAAGGACUGAAGGAGGGAGGACAUUAUUCUCCCACAUUGCUAAAUUAGAAAGGAGCAUAAUCAUAAUCAGCGUCAUCAUCGCCGCCUCCUUCCAAACAUGCUGCAGGAGCAUAAUCAUAAUCACUGUUAUCGUCUCCAUCUCCGUGUUUCAGGCACCACGAAUUACUCGUCAUAAUAAUGGAUUUCAGAGCUACCAGAGUCAUUGUGGAUUUGGACAGAAAAUUGUGAAAGAAAUGAAGAAGAGAAAUACUUGCUUAGAUAGAAAUAACUUGGCCUUGUUUGAGUGUAGAAAACAAAGUAUCUAUAAGUGCCUUUAUAAAGGGCUGGAAAGGAACACUCCUUUAUUCCACAUGACAAGGGACAACCGUGUACUAAGUAUGUAGUCAUUACUGAAGUAU
Messenger RNA from Impatiens glandulifera, 897 nucleotides. RefSeq lists its product as uncharacterized. The transcript is spliced from 2 exons. The coding region runs from base 466 to 882 and encodes 138 amino acids. Lineage: Eukaryota; Viridiplantae; Streptophyta; Magnoliopsida; Ericales; Balsaminaceae. The record is from RefSeq and is a predicted model, not a curated record.